UGGGAUCCUAAGUUCCCCCAACAGCUUUGUUUCUAUGCACUUUCAUCUUGUCGAUGUUCUAAAAUGGCGGCUCCGAGGAAUGUGUUGAGGGACGAGGAGAGUGCUGCGGCGGCGUUGUUGAGCAUCAGCAGCAAGGAAGAUGACGAUUCUCCGUCGGGGAAGAGGUUAAAAUCAGAGAGGUUCCCCGUUUCAAGGUGGGAAUUGGCUGCCUUUUUCGGGGUUUUCUUGAUUUUUUCUACCGGCUUGUUCUGCAUCUACCUGACCAUGCCCGCUACCGAGUAUGGGAAACUCAAGAUCCCUCGUUCCAUCUCUGAUUUGCGAUUGCUCAAAGAUAAUAUUGCAACAUAUGCAAAGGAUUACCCAACACAAUUCAUUUUGGGUUACUGCUCAACUUAUAUCUUCAUGCAAACUUUUAUGAUUCCUGGAACGAUUUUCAUGUCUUUGCUAGCUGGAGCUCUCUUUGGUGUUAAAGGCCUUUUCUUGGUUGUCUUCAAUGCCACAGCUGGAGCAUGCUCCUGCUUUUUUCUAUCAAAGCUGAUUGGCAGACCUUUGGCUGGCCUCACACUUGGGGAUCUCAGGUCUGUUAAGGACCUCUAUGAUUUCAAGACCUUGUCCGUGCUUUUCCUUAUCGGGAUGGUCUCCAUAUUUCCUACCCUUCUGAAGAAAAAGAAGAUAUAUGAAUAA
Messenger RNA from Hibiscus syriacus, 684 nucleotides. RefSeq lists its product as uncharacterized. Lineage: Eukaryota; Viridiplantae; Streptophyta; Magnoliopsida; Malvales; Malvaceae. Bases 64 to 684 code for a protein of 206 amino acids. The transcript is spliced from 3 exons. Gene Ontology annotation, cellular component: endoplasmic reticulum. The record is from RefSeq and is a predicted model, not a curated record.